Molecule: messenger RNA, 704 nt
Organism: Rhagoletis zephyria (snowberry fruit fly)
Lineage: Eukaryota; Metazoa; Arthropoda; Insecta; Diptera; Tephritidae
Source: RefSeq, a predicted model, not a curated record
AGUCGGAGCAAUGGAAAACAAAGGAAAAUUGACUUUGCAGUGUUCUCCAGGCACGUUCCAAAAAGUGCAAAAUGAUACGGAUAGAAAUAAAGUGGUACAAGAUGCUGCUGGUGACGACUUUUACGAAGAAAUUGAAAUUUCGCAAUAUAGUGCCCUUGCAACUGCGCCAGGAGUAAUUGGCGAUUCUGAUUAUAUACCUAUAUGCCCCCCUGUGGGCACCAACAAGGGACCAGUUAGCGCCGGUACUGAUGAGUGCAUGACUGACUUCGCUACCGACAGUGAGGCAAUAGAUAAUGCGGAUAAAGGCGGAGAAGAGCCUCUCAGCUUUGAGCCCGGGUGUAGCAAAGAAACGCCUGAUCAAAAAACGACUUGGCUUGAUGCUCCCACGAAGUUUUUAAUAUCCAGGGUUAAGGAGUUGCGGCCAAAAGUUGGCAAAAGCGCAAAGUUGAGGAAAAAGCGGCAAAUGUGGAUGCAAAUAAGUAACGAGCUGCGGGAUAAGGGCUAUACUUUCAGUUGGCCACAAGUGGAAACUAAAUUUUUCAGCUUGGAGCGUCAAUAUAAAAAAGCUCAGCUACAUAACUCCAAAACGGGGCGAAAUCGAUAAUUUUGCCCUUACCAAGCUGAAUUGUAUGACCUACUUCAGGAGAGAGUCGCCAUAAACCCAGAAUACCUCAUAGACAGUGAAAGCAGCUGCAGAAGUCUGG